Ogataea angusta is the source of this 966-nucleotide messenger RNA. RefSeq lists its product as uncharacterized. Gene Ontology annotation, cellular component: P-body. The transcript has a single exon. Gene Ontology annotation, biological process: protein modification process. The record is from RefSeq and is a predicted model, not a curated record. Gene Ontology annotation, molecular function: metal ion binding; ATP binding. Bases 1 to 966 code for a protein of 321 amino acids. NCBI's taxonomy places the organism in Eukaryota, Fungi, Ascomycota, Pichiomycetes, Pichiales, Pichiaceae.
AUGAUGAGUGACAAGACUUAUAUGGCCAACUCCUAUAUCUACAGGAAGGGUCUGAUUCGGAAACACUAUUUGGCCAACACAAUUGCGAUGUACACUUCAAAAAACCCAGCCACUAUCCUAAAGAAAGCUUUUCCGGAGACAUACCAGCUGGAGCUCGACUAUGCAGAGUUUUUGGACGACUCUCUGGACGAAAGCUACGAGCUGCGUCAGGACUUGGAGCAAAACGAGCAAACACUGUCCAAGACGUAUAUUCUGAAACCGAGCAUGAGCGACAAGGGCCAGGGCAUCAGGGUGUUUCAAACCAUUGACCAGUUGCAGAAGAUAUUCGACUCGUUUGAGGAGUCUGAGGAAAAUGGAGACGAAAACGCCGUGAUCACGUCCCAGCUACGCCAUUUCAUUGUCCAGGAGUAUAUUGCCAACCCGUUGCUGCUGCCCGAGUACGAGAACAGAAAGUUCCACAUUCGCACUUACGUGCUCUGCGUCGGUAGUUUGCGGGUGCUUGUUUACCAGAGAAUGUUGAUGCUAUUUAGCGACAAGCCGUAUCACAGGGAUUUUGACAAUAUCGACGGCCAUCUUACCAAUACUUGCCUCCAAGGAGACACAGACAAGCUGGUUGUGGUGGAGCUUGGCAAAAGCGUGCUUUCAGAGGCUUCCCAAAAUCAAAUUCGGGAGUCCAUCAAUUUAAUAGUUGGAGAGCUAUUCAAAGCUGCCUCCAAUGACAAAAUUAAUUUCCAGCCCCUGCCAAACUGCUUCGAAACGUUCGGUGUCGAUUUUGUGGUGGACGAAGACCUCAACGUGUCGCUGCUCGAGGUGAACUCGUUUCCUGAUUUCAAACAAACUGGAGACGACCUCAAAGGGCUGAUCUACGAGCUGUUUGACGGCAUUGUGCAACAGGCAGUGGUGCCGUUUUUUGGGGGCGAGCUGGCGACCCCUAGCAGUUUCAAACAAGUACUAGACUUGGCUUAA